CUUCCAGUCUUUGCAGCACUGACCAGCUCUAGUCGGUACUCAUUAAAAUUGGGGAUUCCAUCUGUAACAGCUUUGAAAGGUCAACACUGAAAGAACCAUGAAUGAAGCACAGCAUGAUUCAGCGCGGUCGAGUGGAAAUGUUAGAGGUAUAGUGACCAGUGCCUUACUCUGGUGGACCAUGGGUGUUUUAUUUCUUUCAUUUGCACACAUGCCUGUUGCCCAGGCUGAUUGUUGGUUAAUUGAAGGAGAGAAGGGUUUCGUCUGGCUGGCAAUCUGCAGCCAGAACCAGCCACCAUACGAAUCUAUCCCGUUACACAUUAACAGCACUAUAGUUGAUCUGCGAUUAAACGAAAAUAAGAUUCGGAGCAUCCAUUUUUCCUCUCUGAGCCGCUUCAGCAACCUCACUUACCUGAACUUGACCAAGAAUGACAUCUCGUACAUAGAAGACGGCGCAUUCUCCGCCCAGUUCAAUCUGCAAGUACUGCAGGUUGGUUUUAACAAGCUAAGGAACUUGACUGAGGGGAUGCUGCGAGGCUUGGGGCGUCUUCAGUACCUCUACCUUCAGGCUAACCAGAUUGAGACUGUCUCACCUAAUGCCUUCUGGGAAUGUCCUGCUAUUGAGAACAUUGACCUUUCCAUGAACAGGAUUCAGCAGUUGGAUGGAAACACAUUCAAUGGCCUAUCAAAACUAACAACCUGUGAACUCUACUCGAACCCUUUCAGUUGCUCCUGUGAGUUACUGGGAUUUUUGCGCUGGUUUGCAGCGUUCCCCAACAGGACGAGCGAAAGGAUGGUUUGCGAUACACCAGCAGGUUUUUCUGGAUAUAGUCUCCUAAGCCAGAAUCCAAGGAUGCCAACUUUCCGGAAUGCAUUCCACGCCCUUUCUACCGUCUGUACAGAUGAUUACGUGACGCCUUAUCUUCUUGGAUCUUCAGACGGGGGCACACCAACAAUCCUGCCAGACCUCAGCCCAUGUGGAUUAGAAGACUGCCCUUCAGGGACACUUCCAGACGAGCCUAUUAGUUUUAGCCCGACAUAUUUUGACCCAGACGCCCGGCCAGUCAUGAGGCUUAAAGAGGUGACACAAGCAAGUGCAGUCAUAAUUGUCCAAAUUCCGAAACCCUACAGCAAGAUGUACAUCCUUGUCCUCUACAACAACAGCUUUUUCACAGAUAUACAGCCUCUAAACAGCCAAAGGGAAGAGAUUCAGUUGCUGAACCUAAAAUCCCAUACAGAGUACACAUACUGUGUGGCAUCCAUCCGCAAUUCUCUAAGAUAUAACCAUACUUGCUUGGCCAUCUCCACCGGUACAAUUCAAAAGCAGGUCCCAAAUGACUCAACUGCUACUCACUAUAUCAUGACCAUACUGGGCUGCUUUUUUGGAAUGCUUAUUAUACUGGGUGUGGUGUAUCACUGUCUAAGAAAACGCAAACAGCAUGACGACCCAAAAAGCAAGAAGUUCGAGAAGAUGAAAAGAGAUUUAAUCGAGAUGAAAUAUGGAGCAGAACUUGAAGGUGGAAGUCAGCUAUCACAGAAACAAAUGAUGCCCACUGGUGAAGCCCUUCAAAGGAUGCCAUAUUUGCCAGCUCCCAGUGAAACAGACCAGUACAAGGUUCAGGAGAUGAUGGGCACACCAAAAACAACAAAAGGAAACUACAUAGAGGUGAGGUCAGAUCAGUCUGAUCGACUGAUCGAAAGCGCUCCACCUUCCGAGAACAGCCAGGGAUCUGUGGCGGAGAUUUCCACGAUUGCAAAGGAAGUGGACAAAGUGAAUCAGAUUAUCAAUAACUGCAUCGAUGCGCUCAAAUCUGAAUCCGUAUCCUUUCAGGCCGUGAAAUCUGGCGCUGUAUCAACAGCCGAGCCUCAGUUGGUGCUCAUUUCGGAGCACCCACCAGGCAAGUCUAACCUACUGUCACCGGUCUAUAAAGGUGGCUACCAUCAUCCCCUACAGAGGCACCACAGCAUGGAAGCUCCACUCAAGCGUACCAGCACAUCCUCAAGUGGUUCAAUCCGCAGCCCUCGAUCUUUCAGAUCCGACGGUGCCUAUCGAUCAGAGUCCAAGUACAUUGAGAAAUCUUCGCUGGAUGAGUCGGGGAUCCUGACAGUUACCCCUGCUGCAGCAAUACUUAAAUCAGAGGCAGAGAGAAUGCAGCACUACAGUGAGCACAGGCACUCAUACCCUGGCCCCCACCACGUAGAGGAGCCGCUGGAGGUUUCUGCGAGCCGGAAGUCAUCUGUCUUUGAGCCACUGACCCAUUCAAGGCCACGUGAGCUCUCAUAUUCACAGCUUUCACCACAGUACCACAACUUCAGUGGCUACUCCAGCCCGGAAUACGGCUGUCGACCAUCCCUUAGUCUGUGGGAACGAUUCAAACUCCAUCGCAAACGCCACCGGGACGAAGAUGAGUACAUGGCCGCGGGGCACGCAUUGCGAAGAAAAGUACAGUUUGCUAAAGACGAGGACCUACAUGAUAUCCUCGACUACUGGAAGGGUGUGUCUGCCCAGCAGAAAUUAUGAUUGCUUAUUU
Trichomycterus rosablanca is the source of this 2528-nucleotide messenger RNA. It is a transcript of the gene elfn1b, whose product is annotated as extracellular leucine-rich repeat and fibronectin type III domain containing 1b. Bases 98 to 2518 code for a protein of 806 amino acids. Gene Ontology annotation, molecular function: protein binding. Gene Ontology annotation, cellular component: plasma membrane. The record is from RefSeq and is a predicted model, not a curated record. The transcript has a single exon. NCBI's taxonomy places the organism in Eukaryota, Metazoa, Chordata, Actinopteri, Siluriformes, Trichomycteridae.